AUUCCGGGACUACAGCUUCUUGACAACGUUCCGCACCGCAUCUGCUGAGUUUCUGCUCAGAAAAUGACCAGCACAGAAUGGUAUAUUUUUAUCAGGCUUGCAGAACAACCCUCGGCACCCAAGAAAGUUGUGCAUUUCUCAGAGGCAGAGCAUGGAGGUACAGCUCCUGGAAGCUUUUGUGUAUCCAAAUUAAAACAAAAAGUUGCAGCCAGCCUACCAGAAACUGUCCCUGAGCCUGAUCUUUUUGACUUGGUGUACUGUGGUCGAAAGUUAAAGGAUGAGCAAACUCUGGAUUUCUAUGGGAUUCAGCCUGGAUCUGCUGUUUACAUAUUGAAGAAAUCCUGGCCAGAGCCAGAUCUUCAACCCGAGCCUGUGGACAGAACUGCUGCUGCCAGAGAAUUUCGUGUUUUGCAAGCUGCUCUCCAUACAAGUCCUGCCUACAGGGAUUCGGUUUUUAAGAUGCUAAAUAAUAAGGAAUCUCUUGAUCAAAUAAUCAUUGCCACUCCCGGUCUUAGCAGUGAUCCUGUGGCUUUAGGAGUGCUACGAGACAAAGACCUUUUUUCGUUGUUUACAGAUUCCAACAUGCUCGAUACGUUGAUUGUUCGCCAUCCUGCCCUUGUCAACGCUAUUAUUUUAGUUCUCCACUCAGUGGCUGGUAGUCUUCCCCCACCUCAGACUUCCAUGGCGCCACGUGACACCUCAUCUGCUUCCUAUUCCAGUAUGCCUGGAGGAUUUCUUUUUGAAGGUCUAUCUGAUGAAGAAGACGACUUUCAAAUGGGUAACCAUGCCUCAUCUUCUAGCGAGAGUGCUUCUGGCUCCCGACCAGCUUCCUUGGGGUACUCAGGAGCCACUGGUCCUCGCCCAAUCACACAGAGUGAACUAGCAACUGCCCUUGCCCUAGCCAGUACUCCAGAAAGCAGUGCCGUUACUCCUACGACUAGCAACCAGGGUGCCUCAUCUGGAGCCUCACCAGUUAUGAGUUCUUCAGGAAUGCCAGCAGGAACUCCAAUCACAAAUGAUAUCUUCUCACAAGCUCUGCAGCAGGCACUUCAGGUUUCUACACUGCAGGCCCAGUGGCAAUCGCAACUGCAGCAACUUCAGGAUAUGGGCAUCCAGGACGAGGAGCUCAUUCUAAGGGCUCUCCAAGCGACUGGGGGGGAUAUCCAGGCUGCCUUGGAGCUCAUAUUUGCAGGAGGAGCCCCGUGAAACCCCCACAACCUUUGCAGAAUGGCAGUUGUCGAGUUUCACUUUCAUAUGAAGAGAGAGGCCAAACUGUUGGGUAAAUGGCUAAGGAGGACUAAAAAGACUAUUUAGAGUACAACAGGAAGUAUUGUUUUAAGGAUGUCCCCUUCUGUGGGCACAGAGGUAGAUGGAUUAUAUCUUGGUGUUUUUGUUUUUUUGGGGGUGAUGGUUGGUUGCUGUCUCCUAAGGUGAAAACACAAAGACACAGCAAUGUGUUACAUGCUUAUGAGACAUGAAGGUAAGGUAAGGAGGUCCUGAAAGUGUACCAUUUAUGAUGCUCUUUAUACUAUCCAGAUUGUUAUUUAAAAAGACAAAUGUUGUAAUGUAAAUAAAUGUAAGAAUAUGCUUGUCUGUUUAAUAUUAUG
Messenger RNA from Erpetoichthys calabaricus (reedfish), 1607 nucleotides. RefSeq names its product ubiquitin-like 7a (bone marrow stromal cell-derived) (gene ubl7a). The transcript is spliced from 11 exons. Gene Ontology annotation, cellular component: cytosol. The record is from RefSeq and is a predicted model, not a curated record. Gene Ontology annotation, biological process: ubiquitin-dependent protein catabolic process. Lineage: Eukaryota; Metazoa; Chordata; Cladistia; Polypteriformes; Polypteridae. The coding region runs from base 64 to 1206 and encodes 380 amino acids. Gene Ontology annotation, molecular function: polyubiquitin modification-dependent protein binding.